Messenger RNA from Durotheca rogersii, 2280 nucleotides. RefSeq lists its product as uncharacterized. Gene Ontology annotation, molecular function: FAD binding; oxidoreductase activity. The record is from RefSeq and is a predicted model, not a curated record. NCBI's taxonomy places the organism in Eukaryota, Fungi, Ascomycota, Sordariomycetes, Xylariales, Xylariaceae. Bases 256 to 1668 code for a protein of 470 amino acids. The transcript is spliced from 6 exons.
GUCAUCGAUAAGGAUGAUAAAAUGUCCGAUGGCCCGUAGCGAUGUGGAUAAUAGCAUGGCAUCACAACCCGCUGCUAGCAAUUACGGCCAGCUAUCUACGUGUAUUCAAUAGUCUAAGGGGCUAACUUCCGGCUCGAGAAAGUACCCCUUGAACAACCGGCGUAGGCAUCAGACUAAGCCUCUCGUGUCUGAGACACUUUUUUAUAAACUCGACACCAGUCGCUGAAGACUUUCCUGGCCCUGGCCUGUGUCACCAUGGAAGCGACAUCUGCCCUCGCGAGCAAGAAUGUAUCGUGGCCUCCUGAGACCACUGUUCUCUACCCGGACGACGCCGGUUUUACCGACGCGACUACGCGGUGGAAUGCCUACGGCAGUCCGGACUUUACCUCGGUGAUCACGCCGUCAAGUGAGGAAGAGGUGAUUCAGGUCGUCAAAAUCGCGACGGCUAACAAGAUACCGUUCCUCGCUAUGGGAGGGCGCCACGGCUAUGGUACCACCUUCUCCAAGCUUCAGGACGGCCUAGCCCUCGACCUGAGUAGCCUCAAGGACGUCAAGAUCGACAAGGCCAGUUCCACCGUCACCGUCGGUGGCGGUGCUAAGAUCCGCGAUGUCGUCCCUCUUGUUCGCGAUGCGGGCUACCAGAUGCCCUCCGGCGCUUGCAGCUGCACCGGCUUCGUCGGCUCUACCCUUGGCGCCGGAAUAGGAUACAUGUCGGGUAUUUUUGGCCUGGUCAUUGACGCUCUGGUCUCCGUGCGGUUGGUCACGGCGAAGGGCGAACUGGUCGAAGCGUCGGAGAAGUCGAACCCAGACUUGUUCUGGGGUAUUCGGGGCGCUGGGGCCAACUUCGGUAUCGUCACCUCGGCGACCUACAAGCUUUCCAAGCAGAUUAACGGCGGACAGGUCUUCUACGCCGACCUGAUCUUCCCAGCCACCUUUAAGGAGCAGUAUUUCAACAUUGUGGAGAAAUUCGAGAACCGGCCCGCGGAACUAGGCUUUUCCAGUGCUAUUUUCUGGGAUCCUGCUAGCAACUCGACUGUCAUCAUGGGCACCUUCAUCUACACCGGCCCUGAGACGCCGGCUCGCGAGCUCCUCAAGCCGUUCUUCGACCUCAACCCGCCGGUCGCACGCGCUCAGCAGAUCCCGUUCCACGAGAUCCCGCUGAAUAUCAUGAACGGCUUGAUCGAGGCCGCUUGCGACACGAAGGCUGGAAUCCACAGCAUCCACACGCUCAACGUGCGGAAAUUCUCGGCGCCGACGUAUAUCAAGGCCUUCGACAAGAUAGACGCCUUCUACAAGAAAUACCCCGACGCCCGUGCCUCGGGGCUCAUCCUCGAGACGUUCCACAACGGUGCCGUGUCCACCGUCCCCGACGGCGCCACGGCUUACCCUUGGAGAGACGCGAAGGGCAAUUUCAUGCUCCAGAUGCGCUGGCCGGGCCUCGACAACCCGCUGAGCGAGAUCGCCAACAACUUCGGCCUGGAGCUGCGCGACGACUUCCAGGCCACGUCGGGCUACCCGGAGCUGUCGGCGUACGUGAACUACGCCUGGGGCGACGAGACCGCCGAGCAGAUCUAUGGCCGCAACAAGCUACCCCGUCUCAUCGCGCUCAAGAAGAAGUGGGACCCGAACAAUGUCUUCGGCUACUCCAACCCCAUACCCACGAACUAAGCCGUGGGACUCGGAUGCGGGGUGUCAAGGUUGCCCACUAGCACCCGCUAUAUCGGCUCGAAAUGCCUUCCUUGCCUGUGCAAUAUGUCAUUUAAUUCAAGGCGGUAAGGCGGUUACACGGGAACAUGGUGUAUUUGCAUUGGGAGGGCGUAGUUCUAGUAACCAAGCUUCUUCACGGCUCUGCAACCCGGACGAGCUGUGCUAUUUGGACAGCGGAGCUCUCAGUAGCUCUCGGCAGGCUAUACCGGUAGAUCCGGGAGACUUAGGAUUGAAUGACGACCACUGAACUCGCCAUCGGCUUGCUAUCUCUUAAUUAUAUAGCUGCGUGUUUGCCGACGAACCCGUCGUAGGGACAUGUAGGUGCCCACACUUUCCGCCUGGACGUGGGGCCUCAUAACUCUCUACAUAACCAGACUUUAUGUGGCCGGUAACGGACUGUCGUACGAACGCGGUAACACCCAUCUGCCUCUAACCUCUACAGAGUGUAAAGAGGUGGUGUUCUUACGAAUGAUGAGUGGGAGGCACCAGUAAGUCUACAUGACAGCUCUGUCAAGUUAAAGUGCAUCGAAGUAGCGCACCCCGCAACAACAUACGCCCCGAGACCAAUCCUUC